CCUUGAGGAGGCUAUGGCAAUGGGAACUGUUUAACUGUUAAAGAAAUGAGAUAUAGUCUUGCUUUACAGCUUCUGUGGUUUUUCUCAGCUAAGCUGCACCAUUUGACACAUCAGAGACAUCCUGAGCCCUCCUCUUGGAUCCUUCACCUUAGCCCAUAGGGCAAGAUGGCAUUCAUGUGCACUGAUCACAGGUAAAAUGAACACUUCGUGCUCUAAAAUUUAAUUUUUAAAAAUGCCUGUUGAAGUCUGCUAUCCCAAGUGUCUACAUCUUGCUGAAUUGCUUUUAGUGCUCAGCAAAAAUAGCCUCAGCCCUCCUCUGAGAAAUGGGACCUCGUGUCUCCCCAUGCUCUGUGCUCUUCCUGCUAUUCCCAGGCAUAAGAGAGUGGCUGGAGACAUUUUGACAAUUAUUCUGAAAUGCAGAAAACACAGGACAAGGUGGAAACAAGGUAGGGUGGAAACAACAGCAGAACAGAACAAAAUCAGCUUAAACAGAAAAUAUUGCCAGGCUUGCGGGCAUUUAAAUACAAACAGAGAAUAAGAAAAUAAUUUUUAAGGUUACCUGUGAAUAGCACUAUGGAAGAAAAAACCUAACUUUCAAGAGACUGAGUAUACCAAGGCAAAGCUAACAAACAGGCUUAUGGAAGGAGCACACAGCCAUUCAACUCUGCCUGUGUUUCUCAGAGCAGCUAAGAAAGCAGCUUUGACCAACCUCUGUCCUUAGCAGGUUUUGCCUUUGCCUACAUACACUGCACAACAAAACCUACUCAGAAUAUCCAUCAUUUGCUUCACUGCCACUGAAACUAGGAAACUUCUUACUGAUUGAUGUGGAAACUAAAGAAAACUUAUCUCAAUACUCAAAAAUAGUUUGUUCUUUAUCAGAUCUGUGUCCUUGAAUCUCGCUAGACCUCUGUGAUAUGUGGUUCAAGAAAAGAUCAGAGAGUAGUUUACAAACUAUGGUAGUUAUAUAAAAUAGUCUAUUAGGCAAUCAUAAACAAACAUAUUAGAAAUGAAGGUGUAUUUAAAUAUCUAACUUGCACCAUCUUAUUAAUAUGCUGAUGAAAAUCAAGACAAGAAAUGUUUAUAGUUUAUCCAAUCUACAUCAGUUUUUCCUCAGGAGUCUAUCACAAGAAACCUUUUGUCCCCCUCCUGGUUUCCCAGGCCCUGAGUCAUCAUGUGAUACCCACAACUGCAGGCCAAACCUCCUCCUCAUCUCACACUUGCCCAACUUGUGGUUUCUUCCAGGUGCAGUUAAAUGUUCAAGUUGUUCUCACCAUGGAUGCAAAGGGCCAGGCUCUGCCAGUGACCUUUUCCAGGGCUCAUCUAGAACCCAGGUACUGCCUUGUCUCACGUUCUCUGUUUGAUUUUGGUGGGGCUUUUUUCCCCAAAAAUAAAAAGUAAAAAAUCUCUGCCAGAAGAAUGUUGAAAGCAUUACAUCAAACACUCAAAAGCUAAGAAACUUGAAGUUUGACAAGAAGCUUGAAACAAAGGUAACUUGUGGAAAUUUAAAACAGCCCUCUUCUGUCAGCGUGCACACAGCUGGGUACUGCCUAUUUGUUUUUCACAGGACUAGUGCACUCAAGGGCACUCAAUAAACAAUGCAGCAGGAUUUAAUCCAGCAUCUGUGGGCACACCACCAAGGACAAAGGCCUUGAGGCACACAUCAGAGGCUGAGGUGAGGGUGCACAGUGUCUGUGGGGGUGAUCUGGCCUAGCCCAAACCCAGUAGCAUUGGUUAGAAUAAUAGACACUGCUGACAUUCCCCUUCCAGUCCCAAAUCACCUCACUCCCCUGCUGUCCUGGCUGUUGGCCUUGCUGCAGCACCAGGAUGCUGGCCUGGCACCACAAACAUGAUGUGGCCACAUCUGACUUGGUUGAACUGGAACACAGACUCAAACACCUUUCCUCAAAGCCUCCACUGCACAGAGCUGAGAACAGCUGUAAAAUACUUGGCAAGGCCAUCCCCAUUUCAGUGAUGCUUCUCAUCUUGGGCCUCUGUUCUUACAGGACUGGCAUAAAGCAACCUUUUUCCUUCACUGAGAGGUUCUUGCUCCACUGGAGAAAACUGCUCCUUUCGACACAUAAACCUCCCCUGGAGCAUUCUGUAAGUUAUUUCAGCAUGUGUCUCUCCAGCUGUCUCCUCUACAUGUGCUGCAGAUUUGUCAUUUGCCUUUGCUGCUACAAUUGUGAGAUUCUGUUUAGUUAUGAGACUUUGGUCAUUAUCACUGGUAAGUCCUCAGUCUGUAACAAAAAUGAUGGUGGUGUUCCUGGUGCAUAUUGUAUUUCAGGUGAACUUGUAAUUGCUUAUCUUCUGUGACAUUUCCACACCCACUCUGUGGAAACAUUAGGUAUUUCAAAUAUGAAUUGAGAAAUUUGUUCUGUUCUAGGGUUGGUGUUUUAAAACUUGUGAAAGUGUUUCUACAAGUUACAAAAGUACCUUCAAAUACUUUCCUCAUGUUUUAAGUAUGUUUGCCUCUUGAAGAAAACAUUCCCUCUAUCAUUCAAGUUAAAUUUCAUUCAAUUUCCAUUUAUAUGCCAAUUCAUAUCAUAUGAUGUAUUCAUUGUGCUCUCUGUAGAUAAGAAGAUGAAUCUCAAGUUACAUACCCUAUAAAUUGGACCAUUGAAUGGGUCUUUCUUAAUUCACACUGGAGCUGCUAGGACUCUACCCUGGAGACUAAACCAGUCUGGUUUACCUUCAGCUUUAAAUGAUGCUGUCUCCACAGCUGCACAAAAUCUUAGCAGUAGCUUUUUUCCUGCUCCCAUUGUGUGUUCAAGGUAAACUUGCAGGAUUUCUUCCAUCAUUCCCUUUCAAGCCCUUCUUUGGAGGUAGGAGCAACAGUGCAGAAGAGCAACAAAUACCAGAUCUCACAGCUCUGGCUGGCAAUGAACAUGGGGACCCCAUCCAUCAAUUGGAAUAUCGGAUUUCCAGACUGGAAGGAGUCCUUCGCUUGAACAAGAUGAUAACAGAGUCUGGAGGAAAAAUCUUUGCUACCAAUGGAAAAAAAGCUGAUUUUGAUGGUACAGUGGAAAAAUGUAAAGAGGCUGGAGGCUCUAUUGCCACUCCAAAGAGCCCUGGAGAGAAUGAUGCCAUUCUGUACUUUGUGAAAUAUUUUAACACCUACGCCUACCUGGGGAUUAAACAAUCCCUUAUUCCAGGAAGAUUCCAGCUCCUGAAUGGUGCUCAGCUCAGCUAUACUAACUGGUAUUCAAAUGAACCUUCUGGCAAAGGAGAGGAGGAAUGUGUGGAGAUGUACACUGAUGGCACUUGGAAUGACAAGAAGUGUAACAAGAAUCACCUUAUUGUCUGCCAGUUUUAGUGCUUCCCUUGCUGCUCUCUGGAAUGUGCUUCCCUAUCACUUGUGUCUGCCUUUGUAGCUAGUGAACUUAGAUAAAGCAGCAUGAAAAAAUAAAAUGCAUUCUUUCCCUGUCUGAUUUGUCUUUUAAACAAGUGCCAGCCAUAAAGAGGAAACUGUAUAAUGAAAGCAGGGGCCAUUUUGUCUGUUUGAUAAUCACUGCCCACUGAGU
Messenger RNA from Zonotrichia albicollis (white-throated sparrow), 3521 nucleotides. Lineage: Eukaryota; Metazoa; Chordata; Aves; Passeriformes; Passerellidae. The record is from RefSeq and is a predicted model, not a curated record.